Coniosporium apollinis CBS 100218 is the source of this 282-nucleotide messenger RNA. RefSeq lists its product as uncharacterized. The transcript is spliced from 2 exons. NCBI's taxonomy places the organism in Eukaryota, Fungi, Ascomycota, Dothideomycetes. The record is from RefSeq and is a predicted model, not a curated record. Bases 1 to 282 code for a protein of 93 amino acids.
AUGAAGUCUACAAAGACCAACAGGCCCCAACCAACAUCCACAGCGGCGCCUCGCCGCUCCUCAGCACGCAUCGCCAAGCAACGCUCCAAACGCACCACCGAGGUCCAGGAGCACUCAACCCUAGCCAACGUCGCUCGGAAAAAGCUGGAGGACUAUGGGGCGGAAAUCGCGCGCCUCACGCUGGAGAACGUUGCGCUCAAGGACGCUGUAGAGCGGCUGCAAUCCGAGACGGCGCGUCUUGGAAGCGGCGGCAGGACGGGCGUGUUUAAGGCCGUUGUUUGA